AAGCGUCGUGAAACAAAUUGUGUUGGAAUUAAGAAAAUAUUUUAAUAUUGUGCAAAUGUACGCUAUAGAAAUAGUGAAAAUAACAAUAUAGGGAAAAAUGUCGGACUCCGAAGUCAGCAAUAUGUCGGAUAGUGGCUCCGAAGAUGGAUCGAUAUCCAAUAAGUCGCAGCAAAGUGUUCGGUCCAAGUCCGGCUUUCGCUCGAGAUCGCGGUCAGUGUCCAGAUCGAGAUCCAGAUCAUCGCGAUCUCGUUCGCAUUCGGCCCACUCUGGAUCAGGAUCAGAUUCGCCCCAACCUCAGGGAGGACGUGCAAAUCGUCGAAAGAGCGAAGAUUCGGAGGAUGAAGACGCACAAGGGGAAGAAAUAGAUUCGGAAGAAUAUGAAGAAGAAGAGAACGAGGAUCAUCCGAGAAAGAAGAAGAAGAAGGAGCGCUUUGGUGGUUUUAUUAUUGACGAAGCUGAAGUGGAUGACGAGGUUGAUGAAGACGAUGAAUGGGAGGAGGGUGCAAACGAGAUUGGAAUCGUUGGCAAUGAAAUUGAUGAACUGGGCCCAACCGCCAGGGAUAUUGAAAUUCGACGCAGAGGAACCAAUUUGUGGGACACUCAAAAAGAGGACGAAAUCGAGGAGUACCUAAGGAAGAAAUACGCCGACGAAUCGAUGGUGAAAAGACACUUUGGUGAUGGCGGCGAGGAAAUGUCUGAUGAGAUCACUCAACAAACUCUUUUGCCAGGCAUUAAGGAUCCAAAUUUGUGGAUGGUAAAAUGUCGCAUUGGAGAGGAGAAAGCGACGGCAUUGCUUUUGAUGAGAAAGUUCUUAACCUACUUGAAUACAGACGAUCCAUUGCAAAUUAAAUCCAUUAUUGCACCCGAAGGUGUCAAGGGUUAUAUCUACCUAGAAGCGUACAAACAAACCCAUGUCAAGACAUGUAUUGAAAAUGUGGGAAAUUUACGCAUGGGCAAAUGGAAACAGGAAAUGGUUCCCAUCAAGGAAAUGACGGAUGUACUUAAAGUAGUCAAGGAGCAGGUGGGAUUGAAGGUCAAGCAAUGGGUGCGUCUAAAACGUGGCCUCUACAAGGAUGACAUUGCGCAAGUGGACUAUGUUGAUUUGGCACAAAACCAGGUGCAUCUUAAACUACUUCCCCGUAUCGAUUAUACGCGAAUGCGUGGUGCUUUAAGAACUACAGCAACGGAAAAUGAUGAUGGAAAGCGUAAGAAGAAACGCCGACCACCAGCAAAGCCAUUCGAUCCAGAGGCUGUUAGGGCAAUUGGCGGAGAAGUUCAUUCGGAUGGUGACUUUUUGCUCUUUGAAGGCAAUCGUUAUUCGCGAAAAGGAUUUCUUUAUAAAAAUUUCACCAUGUCCGCAAUUUUGUCGGAAGGUGUAAAGCCCACACUUGCCGAACUGGAGCGUUUUGAAGAGGCACCGGAAGAGGUUAAUUUGGAAAUUAUGGCCAACGUGAAAGAUGAUCCUACUGCUGCCCAUUCAUUUUCAAUGGGCGAUAAUGUUGAAGUUUGUGUGGGAGAUUUGGAGAAUUUGCAAGCCAAGAUUGUCGCUAUCGACGGCACAAUGAUAACGGUGAUGCCCAAGCAUCAGGAUUUAAAGGAUCCACUUAUAUUUAAGGCAAGCGAAUUGCGUAAAUAUUUCAAAACUGGAGAUCAUGCAAGAGUUUUGGCUGGACGAUAUGAAGGCGAAACGGGUCUAAUUAUUCGCGUGGAACCUUCACGAGUUGUGCUCGUUUCCGAUUUGACCAAUCAUGAGCUUGAGGUUCUGCCACGCGACUUGCAACUCUGCUCCGAUGUUGCCACUGGUGUUGACUGUCUUGGCCAAUUCCAAUGGGGAGAUCUGGUACAACUUGACUCGCAAAAUGUUGGUGUGAUUGUGCGUUUGGAACGCGAGAAUUUCCAUGUUUUGGGCAUGAAUGGAAAAUGUAUUGAAUGCAAGCCAACAGCGUUGCACAAACGCCGUGAAAAUCAAAAUACGGUUGCACUUGACGCUGAUCAAAAUCAAAUACGUCGUCGCGAUAUUGUCAAAGUAAUGGAAGGACCCCAUGCCGGACGAUCUGGAGAAAUUAAGCACUUGUACCGCAGCCUGGCGUUCCUUCACUGCCGCAUGUACACAGAGAAUGGCGGAAUCUUUGUCUGCAAGACACGACACUUGCAAUUGGCAGGAGGCAGUAAGACAAAUGUCAACAAUGCCAGUACUUUGGGUGGCCUGGGAUUUAUGUCCCCACGCAUUCAAUCGCCAAUGCAUCCUUCUGGUGGUCGAGGAGGGGCACGCGGUGGAUCACGCGGCGGACGGGGUGGAUUCCGUGUGACGCGUGAUCGAGAACUUUUGGGCAAAACAAUUAAGAUUUGCGGUGGACCGUACAAAGGUGCUGUUGGAAUUGUCAAGGAUGCAACUGAGAGCACAGCUCGUGUGGAGUUGCAUACAUCAUGUCAAACGAUUUCGGUAGAUCGUAACCAUAUUGUUAUUGUCGGCGAGCCUGGCAAGGAAGGCAGUGUGUCCACUUAUGGUCGCACACCUGCACGCACACCUGGUUACGGAGCACAGACUCCCAGCUACACCGCUGCCGGCUCGAAGACUCCAUUGGUUGGAAGUCAGACGCCCAAUUGGGAUACAGAUUCACGCACUCCUUAUGGUACAAUGACGCCAUCACAUGAUGGUAGCAUGACGCCACGACAUGGCGCUUGGGAUCCCACGGCAAACACAACUCCGGCACGGAAUACUGACUUUGAUUAUUCACUGGAGGAACCAAGUCCCAGUCCAGGAUACAAUCCAAGCACUCCGGGAUAUCAAAUGUCAUCACAAUUUGCUCCGCAAACGCCUGGUACUCUUUAUGGCUCAGAUAGAAGUUAUAGUCCAUUUAAUCCGAGUCCCAGUCCUGCUCCAUCUCCAUAUCCAGUUGGUUAUAUGAAUACGCCAUCGCCAUCGACCUAUUCACCCAACACUCCUGGCGGUGUACCGCAGUCCCCUUACAAUCCACAAACACCUGGAGCUAGCCUGGACUCAACCAUGGGUGAUUGGUGUACCACGGACAUUGAAGUUCGCAUUCACACGCAUGACGAUACUGAUCUUGUUGGCCAGACUGGCAUUAUUCGCACCGUGUCGAAUGGUGUCUGUUCCGUGUUUCUGCGUCAGGAGGAUCGCAGCGUUUCUAUUGUGAGUGAGCACCUGGCACCUGUUCCUCCAAAUAGUGGAGAUGAAUUCAAAGUCAUCUAUGGCGAAGAAAGAGAAUCUGUUGGUAAAGUUUUAUCUAAACAGGAAGGUGACGUUCUUGUCUGUAAGAUAAAUGACGAGGUUAAAAUGAUACCCAUUAAUCAUUUGUGUAAAAUGAAGUCCAUUGAUUAAUUUACAUAUAUUCUUUUGCCAAUGCAACAAAAAGUUUCGGUAAGAAUACUGUUUUACUGCAAAAUAUUUGAACUACAAUACAAAUUGUUAUAAAUGUCAAUAAUUUGAAUAUAGCAAAGACCCUCUAAUAGGGUAAACAAAUA
Drosophila innubila is the source of this 3486-nucleotide messenger RNA. RefSeq names its product transcription elongation factor SPT5 (gene Spt5). Gene Ontology annotation, biological process: transcription elongation by RNA polymerase II; regulation of transcription by RNA polymerase II; transcription elongation-coupled chromatin remodeling. The transcript has 13 exons. Lineage: Eukaryota; Metazoa; Arthropoda; Insecta; Diptera; Drosophilidae. Gene Ontology annotation, molecular function: protein binding; mRNA binding. The record is from RefSeq and is a predicted model, not a curated record. Gene Ontology annotation, cellular component: DSIF complex. Bases 98 to 3343 code for a protein of 1081 amino acids.